GGAGUAAACGGGCUUGCCCCCUUCCCCCGUGUUUUUGUUUUUAUAUCUCCCCAUCUCCCCCAUCUUCGACCCUUCUUUUCUUUCCUCUCUCAGUCCUCCUCCUCCUCCUCCUCCUUUGUCCUUUCCCCUUCUUCCUCUUCUCCCCUUCUUCAACAUGGACAAAAUGGACAAGUCCCAACCCGCCCUCUCCUCCCAUACGGAGAAUGCCGAGUCCGGCCCCUCCAGCCUGACAGCCUCCACGGCAUCAGGUCGCGUGGCCGGUGGCAAGUACCUCGAGGGCGUCGAUACCUCCGCCCACGAUGGUCCCCUCCAGACCGUCGACUUUGACCUCCCUCUCACCGUCACCCAGCGCAUGGUCCAAGAUGGCAAUCAGUACAUCGUCCUCGACUUCGCCCCCGGCGACAAGGAGAACCCCUUCAACUGGGACCCCAAGUACAAGGCCUUCAUCUCCGCCCUCCUCUGCCUGAUGACCCUCUUCAUCGGUCUCGCCACUACCGCCUACAGCUCCGGCAUUGGCGACAUGGCCUCCGACCUGGGCGUCUCCGAGGAGAUCGCCAAGCUCGGUCUCUUCACCUUCAACUUCACCUGUGCCCUGGCCCCGCUCUUCCUCGCCCCCUUCUGUGAGCUGGCCGGCCGUCGUAUCGUCUACACCGGCGCCUACUUCUGCUUCGCCCUGAUGUUCAUCGGUCUCGCCCUCGGCAAGAACAUCGCCACCAUCCUCGUCUGCCGUGCCCUCCUCGGUCUCUUCGGCUGCGUCGGCACGAUCCUCGUCGGUGGGACUUUCGGUGACAUGUACUACCCCGAAGACCGGGCCAUCCCCGUCGCCACCUUCUCCUUCAUCGCCAUCUUCGGCACCGUCGCCGCCCCCAUCUACGCCGGCUUCAUCGACCAAGCCCUGCACUGGCGCUGGGUCGAGGGUAUCCAGGGUCUCGCCAACAUCCCCCUCGGCAUCAUCAUCCUCUUCUUCCUCCCCGAAACCCGCGGCAGCGUCGCCCUCGGCAAGCGCGCCAAACUCCUCCGCACCCACACCGGUGACGAGCGCUACGUGACCGAGAACGACCUCGAAGCCCCCUCCCUCAAAGUCAUGCUCCACAACUCCUCCGUCAAGGCGAUCAAGAUGCUCAUCACCGAACCCGUCGUCUUCGCCUUCGGUCUCUGGAUCUCCUUCGCCUGGUUCCUCACCUUCCUCUUCCUCAGCGUCAUCCCCAUCACCUUCCAAACCAAAAAGGGCUGGAGCGAAGGCGUCUCCGGACUCCCCUACAUCGGCCUCUGUCUCGGCACCACCAUCGGCUUCGGUCUCAACUUCCUCCAAAUCCGCAAAUACAACUCCCUCGUCGCCGUCGGUGCCGCCCGGCCCGAAUCCCGCCUCUACGGCGCCCUCUUUGGCGCCCUCUGGCUCCCCAUCGGCCUCUUCAUCUACUCCUUCACCCAAUACGCCGACCUCCCCUGGAUCGCCCCCUGCAUCGCCCUCGUCCUCAUCUGCAUCGGCAUCUUCUUCAUCUUCGAAUCCUGCUACUCCUUCACCUCCGACUGCUACGGCGAAAGCAGCUCCUCCGCCAUCGCCGGUCAAGGGUUCAUGCGGAAUACCCUCGGCGCCAUCUCCCCGCUCUUCGCCUCCCAGUUCUUCACCAACGUCGGCAGCCAAUACGCCGGUCUCAUCCUCGCCCUCAUUGCCACCUUCCUCACCCUCAUCCCCUACGUCCUCUUCUGGUACGGGCCUCAGCUCCGCGCGCGCAGUAAGCUCGCCAGUCGCGUCGUGCACGGUGGGAGUCACGAUAGUGAGAAGGGUCCUGCCGGUCAGGCGUAGCCUCUCCUCUCCUCUCCUCUCCACUUCACGUCCCUCAAACUCAAUAACCUUUGGGUUUCAUCGCUCCACAUGUCCACGGAGUGAUAUGUAUAUAUGAGAUGUUGGUGUUAUGAUUCUGCCCAAGUAUAUAAGUCUUACUUUUACUGCAUGUCACGAUAUGUUAUAUAUUUAAAAAAGGAUGUUUUCAUGAGUA
This is a messenger RNA of Aspergillus ibericus CBS 121593, 2000 nucleotides long. Its product is annotated as MFS transporter. Gene Ontology annotation, biological process: transmembrane transport. Lineage: Eukaryota; Fungi; Ascomycota; Eurotiomycetes; Eurotiales; Aspergillaceae. Bases 155 to 1807 code for a protein of 550 amino acids. Gene Ontology annotation, molecular function: transmembrane transporter activity. The record is from RefSeq and is a predicted model, not a curated record. The transcript has a single exon.